CGCGCCAACAACCAGAACAACAAGGAGGCCAGGCGGAAGCGGCGGCGGCGGCGGCGGGGGGGAAGGAGAGUAGGGCCGGAGGAGCGGUGGAGGUGUGUUGCCAUCAUGGGGGCCGUGCUGGGCGUCUGCUCCCUGGCCAGCUGGAUCCCCUGCUUGUGUAGUGGUGCAUCAUGUUUGCUGUGCCGCUGUUGUCCUAACAGCAGGAAUUCUACUGUGACUCGACUUAUUUAUGCCUUCCUCCUUCUCCUCAGUACUCUUGUUGCUUGUAUCAUGCUGGCACCAGGAAUGGAGAAACAGCUGAAAAAGGUGCCUGGCUUUUGUGAUGGCAUUGUUGACUGUGAAGCUUUGGUUGGAUAUAGAGCAGUCUAUCGAAUCAGUUUUGCCAUGGCUGUGUUCUUCUGUCUCUUUGCCCUUCUUAUGAUACAAGUGAAAUCAAGUAAAGAUCCAAGGGCUGCAGUGCAUAAUGGAUUUUGGUUCUUCAAGAUAGCUGCAAUUGUUGGCAUCAUGGUUGGAGCAUUUUACAUUCCAGAAGGGCCUUUCACAACAGUAUUAUUUGUAUGUGGCACUAUUUGCGCAUUCUUGUUCAUUCUCAUCCAGCUGGUGCUGCUUGUUGAUUUUGCUCAUUCCUGGAAUGAAUCUUGGGUUGAACGAAUGGAAGAGGGAAACUCCAGAUGCUGGUAUGCAGCUCUUCUGUCGUGCACUUGCUUGAACUAUGUCCUGUCAUUCAUUGCCAUUGUGCUCUUCUAUAUCUUCUACACAAAGCCUGAGGGUUGUAUCGAGAACAAGUUUUUCAUCAGCAUUAAUAUGAUUUUGUGCAUUGCUGUGUCUAUCACAUCGAUCCUUCCCAAAGUCCAGGAACAUCAGCCUCAUUCUGGCCUUCUCCAGUCUUCUGCAAUUACUCUCUACACCAUGUACCUCACUUGGUCAGCCAUGUCCAAUGAGCCUGAUCGCCACUGUAAUCCAAGUCUUCUGAACAUCAUCAGCCAAAUAGCUGCACCUACUUCCCUUCCAGUGAAUGCCACUGCUAUACCUGUCAUUCCGACAUCUGCACCACUAAAAAGCCCACAGUGGUGGGAUGCACAGAGCAUUGUUGGGCUCAUUAUCUUUGUACUUUGUCUCCUGUAUUCCAGCAUCCGAUCUUCUAACAACAGUCAAGUAAACAAGUUGACCCUGUCUGCAAGUGACAGUGUCAUUCUGGAUGACACUACAGGUGGUGAUGUAGAAGAUGGCGAACCUCGGCGGGUCUUGGACAAUGAGAAAGAUGGCGUCCAGUACAGCUAUAGCUUCUUCCACCUCAUGCUGUUUCUUGCCUCCCUUUAUAUCAUGAUGACUCUUACCAAUUGGUACAGUCCCGAUGCUGAAACGAAAACUCUGACAAGUAAAUGGCCAGCUGUCUGGGUGAAGAUCUCUUCAAGUUGGGUCUGCCUCCUCCUUUACUUCUGGACCUUAGUGGUACCUCUUGUCCUAACCAAUCGGGACUUCAAUUAAAUGACAACUUCCCUGAAAGCAUGGAAACAUGACGUUACGCUCUGCUGAAAGCCAAAUGUUCUGUAUUGCUUCUUGGAGCUAAGGCUCCAGCUGUGUCUCCUGCAACAUACAGAUGAAUAGAAAGCUGCUAACUUUUAUCAUGCUUGAUGCAAGAUCUAAAAUGUGUACAUCUUGAUAUGUUUAAUUCAAAGCUAGCCUUUGUUAUUAAUCUAUUACAGCUUUGCUGUUUGGAGUUUUGUAAAUGCCUAUACUGUAGUGUAAACAUCACAAAGAUAUUAUUGGAAGAAAGCUUAACUGAGCUAAAAGUAAUAUAUUUUAAAGUUCUAAUGCUUCAAUAUAUGGAAGUGAAAGACAUACUGCAAGUGUACAUUCCGCUUCAGGAAGUGUGUCCAAUAGUGUUCUUUUUAAUGGGUGGAAUUUGCUUUUCUCAACAGAGAACAGUGUGUUCAAUGUUGUAAGUUAGAAUUAGGAAUUUUAGAUCACUGUAGGAAAUUGUCCUAUUUGCCAGUUAAUUUCAUUGUAUUCAGUAUACUUUAAAGAACAAAUUACUGAAAUGUAGAGUUUACUGAAGUGCUGUUUUCUAAUAUGACCAAUGUCUGUAGCCAGUGCAACAGCUUGUUCAUUUUGACAUUUAAUUAUUUGCACUAUAAACAUGUUUGAUUAAAGGUAA
This is a messenger RNA of Sceloporus undulatus (fence lizard), 2158 nucleotides long. RefSeq names its product serine incorporator 3 (gene SERINC3). The record is from RefSeq and is a predicted model, not a curated record. Gene Ontology annotation, cellular component: membrane. Lineage: Eukaryota; Metazoa; Chordata; Lepidosauria; Squamata; Phrynosomatidae. The transcript is spliced from 10 exons. The coding region runs from base 106 to 1488 and encodes 460 amino acids.